Messenger RNA from Scylla paramamosain (green mud crab), 1628 nucleotides. Its product is annotated as compound eye opsin BCRH2-like. NCBI's taxonomy places the organism in Eukaryota, Metazoa, Arthropoda, Malacostraca, Decapoda, Portunidae. Gene Ontology annotation, biological process: G protein-coupled receptor signaling pathway; cellular response to light stimulus; visual perception. The transcript is spliced from 2 exons. The record is from RefSeq and is a predicted model, not a curated record. Gene Ontology annotation, cellular component: plasma membrane. Gene Ontology annotation, molecular function: G protein-coupled photoreceptor activity. The coding region runs from base 120 to 1253 and encodes 377 amino acids.
AUGCGCGCCUCAAGCUGCACUCGUCUCCAACAACUAUUGACGAGCACCUCAGGAGGCCUUUCCACCACACGGCUUCCUCCGACCCAUCAUAUGCACUGAAAGCCACAAGAACUCCCAAAAUGACUAACAGCAUAAUGAAUUCCUCAAUGCCGCUUCCCUACAGCAGCAGCCAGGUAGCCUUUGGCUACCCCGAAGGCUACUCGCUCUUAGACUUGGUUCCUGACGACGUAAAGCCCUUGAUCCAUCCUCACUGGAGCAACUUCCCUCCCGUCAACCCCAUGUGGCACUAUCUACUGGCCGGUAUCUUCAUCAUCCUGGGCAUUCUCUCCUUCUUCGGUAACGGCAUGGUCAUGUAUCUGUUCUCGUGCAAGAAGAAUCUCCGCUCGCCCGCCAAUAUGUUCGUGGUCAACUUGGCUUUCAGUGACUUCAUGAUGAUGGUGACACAGUUUCCCAUCUACGUAGUGAACUGCUUUGAAGGUGGCUAUUGGACCCUUGGCGCCUUUGUCUGCCAGGUAUACGCCUUCACGGGGUCAGUCUUUGGACUCACCUCCCUCCUGACACUGGCAGCCAUUGGCUACGAUCGCUACUGCGUUAUCGUGAGGGCCUUCGACGGCGGUCACAUCAGCUCUGGCAAGGCCUUCAUUAUGAUCCUGUUCUGCUGGGGAUACGCCAUCGCCGUCUCCAUCUGGCCCUUCUUCGGCUGGAACGCCUACAUCCCUGAGGGCAUCCUCACUUCCUGUAGCUUCGACUACAUCAGCCGAGAUUGGGGAACCAGGUCCUUUGGCAUCUUCCUGUUCGUUAUGUGCUACGUCUUGCCUCUGCUCCUCAUCAUAUUCGUCUACUCCCAGAUCGUUAGUGCCAUCCGUGCCCACGAGAGGGCGCUGCGUGAGCAAGCCAAGAAAAUGAACGUGCAAAACCUUCGUUCCAAUGCCGACCAGAAUAAGCAGAGUGCGGAGGUGCGUAUCGCCAAGGUGGCCGUUGGCAACGUGUUCCUGUGGCUGCUCACCUGGACUCCCUACGCCGUCGUGGUCAUGCUGGGUCUGUUUGGAGACCAGAACAAGCUGACGCCUCUCGUGUCCGCGUUGCCGGGACUCAUAGCCAAGACAGCCUCCGUGUACAACCCCAUCAUGUUCGCCAUCUCGCAUCCCAGGUUCCGCCUGGCGCUGAUGGAGGUGUGGCCCUGGUUCUGCAUCCACGAGGAAAAGGACGACGACACCAAGUCUACUAAGACUGAAGAUGGUGAGACCAAAUAGGUUUUUGAUUAUACUGAAAAAUUUAUUUAGGCCUUUGGUGAUUAUGGAAACCCCGUUUCGAUUUUUGACUCUGCUGGAAAGCUUUCUUCAUUGUGGGUAGCAGGUACAGAGGAUGCAAAACUUCUUAGUGAUGUUUGACGUCCGUACUAGCAAACGACAAUAGCACCUGCUGUUCACUUCCUGUAUCCUUGUUUCUGGUACUGACUAAUACCCGUGAAAGAGAGAGGAGAGGGAAGGGAAAGUGAGGAAUGCCUUUUAGCUGUUAAAAGAAAACAAUAAAAAAAAAAAAAAAAAUCACAUGUAAAAAAAGUACUUGCAGGAAAAAAAACAAAAAAAACUAGCCAGUAUUGAAUGAUUCAAUAAACUUGUUAAUUG